CACGAUUUGCCUCCCCAAACCAGCAUAUCAAAUCACAUACAUAGUACUAUUUCCUCUACUUUAGAUUCAGUUUCAUCUCAUUAUCUAGUAUCACAUCUAUUUGGAGACCCAUUCUUACGCACAUCCAAACAUGGCAGCCUCAAUCGCCCCCGAAUGCAACGAGAUCAAAGAGAAAUACGACACCUGCUUCCUGAAGUGGUACAGUGAGAAAUAUCUCCGCGGCAACACCACCUCCAAUGACUGCGAGGAGCUCUUCACCAAGUACAAGACCUGCUUAAAUGUCGUCCUCAAAGAGAAGGGCAUCGAUUCCAUGCUCGAGGACGCCCGGAAGAGCACGACCAAGGAAUUCGACGCCGAGACUCUUCGGCGAGGUUGAGGUCUCCGCGCAUCUCAUGCCAAUUCCUUUCUUCUUUGACUCCGUGGAUCUAAAUCAUCUCUUGCUCUCUCUUCCUGGGAAACAGCUACUUCAUCUCUCCACCCUCCCGUCAAGGAGGGGUGAUGAGAAAGUAGGUAUUUUGGCGCGUUAAUUCUUCAGGACAUGUACAGGGCAAAAAAGGAGGGGGGCGGUCAAACCCACUCCAGAAAAACUCCUGAAAACCUCAAAUUCUCUUACUCACUCAUCCAUAUCUCAUCUCAUCCCGUCUCCCUCCUCACUGUUAUAUAUGGCAUGGCUUGGGAGGAGGAGGGCCGGGGUUUGCUUGGUUUCCUCUUUUCUUGAUCAAGACAUUAGAGUUGUGCUGUUUACUUACGUGUAUUAUAUUUUUUGAUGUACCAUCAUGUGUGAUACGAUGUUUGAACAACAUGCAUUCUGUAUU
Molecule: messenger RNA, 815 nt
Organism: Aspergillus fijiensis CBS 313.89
Lineage: Eukaryota; Fungi; Ascomycota; Eurotiomycetes; Eurotiales; Aspergillaceae
Exons: 4
Coding region: 131-376 (81 amino acids)
Source: RefSeq, a predicted model, not a curated record